Molecule: messenger RNA, 472 nt
Organism: Styela clava
Lineage: Eukaryota; Metazoa; Chordata; Ascidiacea; Stolidobranchia; Styelidae
Source: RefSeq, a predicted model, not a curated record
AUGAUUGGAUGUGCGUGCUGGUUGGUUCUGUUAACAUUCCUUGCAACAUCUAGUGCAGGUAUUUGGAAGACAGUAAACCGACCAUUUUAUAAACUCACUUUUUACAACACUGCGUAUUCCUGGUCAGAGGCAAAAUCCUUGUGUGGAAGCCGAUCAAGUCUCGUUCAACUUGAUGUUAGCUCUGUAAAAAAUGACGUUCUUAACACAAUCAGCUCUGGAUCCACUUUUUAUUGGAUUGGAGCAACAGAUGAAACCAACGAAGGGCAUUGGAAAUGGAUGGAUAGAUCGUCAGCAUUGAUUACUUGUUGGAAUUCAGGAGAACCAAAUGGGAGAAGAAGUGAAAAUUAUCUCGUCAUUGACAAGAACGGAAAAUGUUAUGAUCAUGGAACAAACUACCACACAGGAGUUAUAUGCAUGGAAAGUCAGUAAACCAAUCAUAUAUAUAUAUGAAAGUUUUACCAACCACUUUCGU